AGUAGAGGGGCUGCUGGGAGUGAGGUAAAUGUGAAGAGAGUUUCAGCGCGCGAAAGGAGCAGCAGGAAGAGGUGCAGAGGAGACGGACUGGGGCUUGGCUUGAAAGUAACAAGACGAAAUUCCGCAAUCCCUAAACAUCUGUAUUAAUAUGGCUGAUACAAAGGAAACGCAAGAGGAGCACGAGCCCUCAACAGAUAACACCGAAGAGACCAAUCACGACCCUCACUUCGAGCCCAUCGUGUCCCUCCCCGAGCAGGACGUUAAGACGCUAGAGGAGGAUGAGGAGGAGCUCUUCAAAAUGCGGGCGAAGCUCUACCGGUUCGCGUCGGAGAACGACCCCCCGGAGUGGAAGGAGAGGGGAACGGGAGACGUCAAACUCCUGCGGCACAAGGAGAAGGGCACGAUUCGCCUGCUGAUGAGGAGAGACCGCACCCUCAAGAUCUGUGCCAAUCACAACAUUCUUCCCGUGAUGGAGCUGAGGCCGAACGCGGGUAGCGACCGGGCCUGGGUGUGGAACACACACGCCGACUUUGCUGACGAGCACCCCAAGCCAGAGCUGCUGGCCAUCCGCUUCCUCAAUGCAGAGAAUGCACAGAAGUUCAAGGCAAAGUUUGAGGAAUGUAAAGAAGUCGUCAGAAAAUCUUUAGACGGUUCGGGCAACAAGGACAGCGCAAACAAAGUGGCCGAGAAGCUGGAGGAGCUCUCUGUAAAGGAUGACACCACCAAGCCAUUGGAGGAGAAAGAGGCGGAGUCUAAGAAAGAGGCGGAGUCUGAGAAGAAAGGGGAGAAGACCGAAGAGGCGAAAUAAUCAGGAACUUGGCUUUCCUCUGAUUUUCAACUUGUCAUUUCCCCCUUUUUUUCUACAAUAGACUCUUAAGAAACUGAAUUUGGACACUUGCAUUUUUGUUCUGUUAGGUUUUGUUUUUUUCCAUUAUUAUUAUUAUUAUUUUGCAUUUGAUUUGCUGUCUGAGAUCACAAGAUCUCGGAGGCCUUUUGAAAUAAUCCAUUCCCCAGUCACAUAAUUGUACUGUGCUCUUUCUUUUUCUCUGUUCUUAUUUUUUAGUUCUUUUUUUUUUUUCCAUAGUGGAAAUAAAUUGUCUGUAUUCUGGUCACCUGUAACUCAAAGUACCUUAAACAUGACACCGUACUGUGAAACAAGCCUUGUGAUAACUGAUAAUUCCCACAUUGGGUGACGCUCUUCUGUUUUCUUUUUUAGGAAAAAUUUUGAGAAUCAGAAAAUCUAGUUUUGCUUGCACGCAUUCCUUUGAGAGUGCUGGCGAAUGACUCGAGCUUAGAAACCACAGGGGGGGAGAGCAGUAGUGUUUCUCCUUGGAUGGAUCCAAAAUGGAUGCCGUUCAAAUAUAGACUUCUCUAAGCCACUACCCCUUGGCUACUGUUUACUAGGUAAGACUCCAUUACUGGCUCACUGAAGGAACAGUAGUGUCGAACGAUGGCCAUAUUAUUGAAACUAAGGAAACCUCAAAUGACAAAAGUUUUUUUGCUUAUGGCUUUUGUGUGGCUGAAGCUGAACUAAAGAAAUGGUUGAUUGGCAUUUAAGAGCUUAGGGGUUGUAUGUCUGACCAGUGAAUUAUCUUAAGUAGUUUUCUCCCCGCCCCAUACAUACUCAAAACUAAAAAUCCAAGCAUAUGAAGAGGCUCUUAAAGAGGAACAUAUAUAGAUGAGGAACUCUUUUGACUCAUCUGUCAGAGCAGCUUAAUAAUCCCUGCUUCCUCAUGUGCCCGAACAUCUGUAAAUAAAUCAAUAAACCUGUCUAAAAUAAGUAGCUCAGAUGGUUUGCUUUUGAUAUACACUCAAAAUCAAAUUUAAUCAGAUGGGUCUCUUGUUCCCCCCCCCUCCUCUCCCAUGAUGGUAGAUGAUGGUAGAAGGUAUUAUGAUGACCACUUUUCACCCAUCUUAUGGGAAGGGGGGGGGGGGGGGCGGUGAUGUUUUGAAUCUUAAAAAAACAAAAAAAAACCAGGAGUGAAUGACCUUGCAUGCAUAGAUUAUUCCACUACCAGGUAGUGGGGAACAUAAACUGGAUGUGUUUUCUUAAUGCUUACUGCCAAAGCAGCUUCGACGUUGCUGGUGAUUACGCUCGGGUGGAGUGGAGCUGUCUGAGAUAUGGUUUGGGGGUUGGGUUUGAGUGGCUGUACGUGUCUGAAUGCUGCCUGGCGUGGUUGAGUUGAGAUGUGGCCAACUGCCCAGUUGUGUGUGACCAGGUUGAGACGCUAAUCGCCCAGCUAAGUAUAUAUUCACAGUACAUAAUUUUUUUUAUGUUGCUUGACUUUAACACUUUUUUGGCAUUCCCCAUUGUAGCUAGCACUUUCCGGCAGUGUGAAAAUGGCACAUCAAGUUUCAUUGGCAAUUCGAUGAAGGAAUUUGGUUCUAGAACGAUUUCACUUUUUAUAGUGGGUAACCUGUUACACAUUGUGUAAUAAAGUUGUGAAAAAAGAAAUGAAAAAAAAAUUCAAAUUAAAAAGUAUGAUGCUCUCUACUCAGUCAUGUGAUCUUUUCAAAAGUGGCUGGCCUUUCUGAGAAAUUGACUGGUAAAAUGGUGUCAAGAGUUGUUCAAACUGGCUUCUCACUUUGUCUUUUUGUCAUGCAGACUAAAAGUAGUGUGAUAUGUUGUAGAAUUUGAGGUGUGUGUUUGCCCUAAUGCUUACUGUUUUCCUAAUUUGAGCCCCAAAACAUUUUUCUAACCACGGCAGAUACCUUGUUAGGUGUCUGCUGAGAUGUAAUAAAAGCAAUCUAAAUAUCAA
Anguilla rostrata (American eel) is the source of this 2759-nucleotide messenger RNA. It is a transcript of the gene ranbp1, whose product is annotated as RAN binding protein 1. Gene Ontology annotation, biological process: positive regulation of mitotic centrosome separation; nucleocytoplasmic transport. The record is from RefSeq and is a predicted model, not a curated record. The transcript is spliced from 6 exons. Bases 149 to 808 code for a protein of 219 amino acids. Gene Ontology annotation, molecular function: GTPase activator activity. Lineage: Eukaryota; Metazoa; Chordata; Actinopteri; Anguilliformes; Anguillidae. Gene Ontology annotation, cellular component: cytoplasm; nuclear pore; centrosome.